UAAUCAAAUACUAAAUUACUUUUCUAAAAAGUGAAAUGGUUCUUAUAAAAAGGCUUAAAUUCCAGUGCUUGCUUGGGCCGAAGGGGCCCUAAAUUAUUGGAAAUAUUGUUUCAUGGCAUCGGCCGUAAAUCGACGUCAAGCUGCUGGAUUACAUCAAUGGAACAUCAUCUGAUAAGCUUACUUCACUCCCCUCUGCACAUAGCCCAGUUCAAGCAGCUUCAUGCUCUCCUCAUCACCAAGUAUUCGUCUCUGACCCCGCUAUUCAUCAAGAAACUCUUGGGCGCGUCUUCCAUUAAGUAUGCCCGCAAGGUGUUCGAUCAAAUCCCCCAAUCAGACCAUACCCUUUGCUGCAAUUCCAUCAUUUCUGCGUGCUCUAGGCUCUCUUUGAACAGAGAAGCCAUUGACGAGUUUGUGUCCAUGCAUAGUACGGACACCCGGAUUGAUUGUUACACGGUUCCCUCCGUUCUCAAAUCGUGUUCUUCUUUGUUAGCUAGAGAUGUAGGGGAACAAGUUCAUUCUUUGGCGAUAAACCAUGGGCUAGACUCCAGUGUGUAUGUUCAAACCGCUCUGAUUGAUUUUUAUGCCAAAAUUGGCGAUGUGGGCUCGGCAAAGCAGAUUUUUGAUGGGAUCGUAAUCAAAGAUCCUAUUUGUUAUAAUUGUUUGAUCUCCGGGUACUCAAAAUCCGGUGAUGUUUUAAUGGCAAGAAAGCUGUUCGACGAAAUGCCUGAGAGAACCAUUGCUUCCUUUAAUGCCAUGCUUUCUUGCCACGUGCAUAAUGGAGAUUAUCUCGAGGGGUUUAGGAUUUUUGAAAGAAUGCAGGCUGAGGGCUGCUGUCCAAACGAAUUUACCGUGGUGAAUGCACUGUCCUUGUGUACCAAGCUUGGGAAUUUGGAAAUGGGAUUGAGAGUGAAGAGAUCCAUUGACCAUUACAGUCUGCGUCGCAAUAUGAUAGUUUCAACGGCGUUGCUGGAAAUGUACGUAAAAUGUGGGGCUGUGGAUGAGGCACGUUGGGAGUUUAAUCAGAUGGAUGAAAGAGACGUCGUAGCAUGGAGUGCUAUGAUUGCGGGCUAUGCUCAAAAUGGGAGACCAGUUGAGGCAUUGGAGCUUUUCGAAUGCAUGAAAAGCGAAGGAAUAGAGCCCAACGAUGUCACUCUUGUGAGUGUUCUAUCAGCUUGUGCUAGGCUAGGCUCUGUGGAAGCUGGGGAGUGCGUUGGUCGCUAUGUGGAGUGCCUUGGUUUUGAGUCAAACAUUCAGUUAGCCUCGGCAUUGUUGGCUAUGUAUUCCAAGUGCGGGAACAUAGAGAAAGCUCGUCAAGUGUUCGACAGAAUGCCCCAUAGAGAUGUUGUUAGUUGGAACUCGAUGAUUAUGGGGCUGGCAGUGAAUGGUCUUGGAGAGGAUGCAAUUUCUCUGUAUGGAAAAAUGCAUGAAAUAGGGAUUCACCCGGAUGACAUAACAUUUGUUGGGCUGCUUACCGCCUGCACCCACGCAGGCCGGGUAGAGCUGGGCUACGAGUUGUUCGGGAGGAUGCGAAGCGAGCAUGACAUUACCCCGAAGAUAGAACACUAUGCUUGUAUCGUGGACCUUCUUUGUCGUUCUGGGAGACUACAAGAAGCUUACGAAUUCGUAUCUCAGAUGGAAGUGGAACCCAAUUCUGUGAUAUGGGGUAUCUUGCUAAGUGCAAGCAGGAUUCACUUGAAUGUGGAGCUUGCAGAGAUUGCUGUCGAUAGAUUGCUAGAACUAGAGCCUGAGAAUUCUGGGAACUACGUCCUCCUUUCCAACAUUUACGCUGCUGUAGGUCGAUGGCAAGAAGCCGCGAGGGUGCGACUUCUGAUGAGAAGUAAGUGUGUGCGAAAGAUUUCUGCAUAUAGCUGGAUAGAACUGGAAGAUAGAGUGCAUAAGUUUCUGGUUGGGGACACAUCCCACCCUAGGUCCAAAGAUGUCUAUGGCACCAUUGAUGGCUUGGCACUGCAUUCGACUUGGUCUGGUCCUGACUUUGAGCCUGAAAUGGAGCUAUGUUAAAGAGAGAAAAGGCCCGAGCCUGAAGCCCUACUAUGGCUGGGAAAACUGGUAACUCAUUUGAGGUUGUAACACUUCAUCAGGUUCUGAAAACUGGGAGAACUGUUUGCCUAUUGGAAUGAGAAGUAGAGGUAGAGGCCAAGGGAAGAGUGACUGCAUGACUUGCACUAAUGCAGCAUGAAGCCUUGUCUUCAUGUGUAAAGAAAUAGGAACCCCUUUAAAUUGUUUAGGGUUAGGAUUGCAAAUGGGCAGAGUCACAGCUCAAUUUUGACUCGUUUAUGCUUGUUUAUUUAAUUAAAUGAACAAGUUUAAAUUUAAUUUUUAAGCUCAAUUAGUAAACAAGUGGAGUUUGAGCUAGAGGGUGUUUGACUCUCUUCAUCUCAUGAACAAUCUUAUUUAAGUGCUCAUUUCUAGAUCG
This is a messenger RNA of Diospyros lotus (date-plum), 2434 nucleotides long. Its product is annotated as pentatricopeptide repeat-containing protein At1g08070, chloroplastic-like. Gene Ontology annotation, molecular function: RNA binding; protein binding. The coding region runs from base 157 to 2019 and encodes 620 amino acids. Gene Ontology annotation, biological process: RNA modification. The transcript has a single exon. Lineage: Eukaryota; Viridiplantae; Streptophyta; Magnoliopsida; Ericales; Ebenaceae. The record is from RefSeq and is a predicted model, not a curated record.